Pungitius pungitius (ninespine stickleback) is the source of this 5075-nucleotide messenger RNA. It is a transcript of the gene znf217, whose product is annotated as zinc finger protein 217. NCBI's taxonomy places the organism in Eukaryota, Metazoa, Chordata, Actinopteri, Perciformes, Gasterosteidae. The record is from RefSeq and is a predicted model, not a curated record. Bases 522 to 3434 code for a protein of 970 amino acids. Gene Ontology annotation, biological process: regulation of DNA-templated transcription. Gene Ontology annotation, molecular function: RNA polymerase II cis-regulatory region sequence-specific DNA binding; DNA-binding transcription factor activity, RNA polymerase II-specific. The transcript has 6 exons. Gene Ontology annotation, cellular component: nucleus.
AGCCGAUGCAUGACGUGUGAGCUGAAGAAGAAGGGCCACUUCUUCAGGGAGGUGCAGAGCUGCAUUAGGACGACACAAGAAACAGUGGUUGUUAUCUCCAAUCAGCCUCAGGAACACACUCUGUGACAGUUUACAUCCAUUAAAGUAGCAUUUUUUACGCGUUAUUUAACAGGGGAGCCCACGCUCCGUUACCUACAACACAGGGAGAAAAACACAAUAUUAGAUCGAGUAGUGUUAUGGAAGUGUAAAGGGGGUGUUUAAGCACACGACAGAGAUUAAAUGCCAAAGACUGUUAGACCGGUUCACUUUCCUGGGUUUCUUUCGGGGUUCCCGUGCACGCGCUCCAUUGGAGAAAGAGAGAGAGAGAGAGACUCGCUGGAGAGCGAGAACGCGCAUCAGAGCUCAACAGCUGCACAGAGAGGACUCGCCAAGUAGAACAAAUAUGAUUCACAUUCAAACAAUUUAAGAGGUUCCUAGUCUGGAGCAAGUGACCCUCGUGCUGGUUCCACCUUCAGAGGACAAUGCCGACGCACUCGCUGCCGCCGUUUGUGGAGAGCCCAGAUGGACUUGCCCAAGAUAUUCUCAUUAGUAACAGUGCGAGCGUUCCGGGGCCUGGCUGCAGCAUGACACCACACGCCAUUUACUCAGAGAAGACUGUGUUGCAAUCCGGAGGAAGUGUACCGCUCCUGUGCAUGUUCUGUGAUCAGACCUUCACCCAUCAGGAUGAGCUCGGCCCCCACGUGCUAACGCAGCACCCCACGACGUUCUUCGAGCCGGCCGUGCUCCGAGUCGAGGCCGAGUUCAGGAUCCCCGGAGAGAGAGUCUGGCCUAAAAAGACCAACUGUCCCGUUGACAAAGCAGAGGUUCACAGCUGUAUUGUGUGCGGUCAGCUGUCGCAUGACGCCGCCGAGCUGGAGACCCACAUGAGGAAGCACAAGGACUACUUCACCUACUGCUGCAACGUCUGCGGCCGGCGCUUCAGAGAGCCGUGGUUCCUCAAGAACCACAUGAAAAUGCACGUUAAACCCGGGGCGAAGAGCAAAGCCCAGCAGGACCUGGACACCCCGGGCACCGUCAACGGCGUCGCCCAAGACGCCGCCUCGGAAACGGUGGUCACCGUGUACAAAAUGUGCAUGGUGUGUGGCUUUUUCUUCCCCGACCACGACAGUCUGGCGGAGCACAGCAAAGUGCACAACCGGGAGGGGGAGCCGGGCCGGGACAGAGACGAGAAGAGAACGGACGUCCCCGCUGAAUCCCUCGCCACGCAGGAAACUUUUCUUCACAGUCUAAACCUGACGCCUCGCUCUCCCGGAGGCGGCUCGCGGGGUGAGCGGUCAUCCAAGUGGAUCGCCCAGCUGGAUCCCUUCAACACCUAUCAGGCGUGGCAACUCGCCACUAAGGGCAAGGUGGCGGUCGGCCCGAACAACAUCAAAGACAUCGGCCAGGAAGCCAGCACGGACAACGAGGAAUGCGGCUCCGACAAGGAGGAGUUGAGUCAAAUUUGGGCGGAGGGACAGGGAGACAAAGCCGCCAAAGGGGUCCUCGGGAGGGAGCUGCGGCCCCAGCAGCCGGCCCCGGCCCCGCAGCGGCGGUCCCUGAUGCAAAAGAGCAAGGUGAAAGUGCGGCCAACGACCUGCGAGGACUGCCAGAGGACCUUCAGGACCUACCACCAGCUGGUCCUCCAUUCCAGGGUCCACAAGCGGGAGAGGGGCGGCGAGGAGAGUCCGACGCUAUCCGUCGACGGGAAGCUGUCCGGAGCGGGCUCGGGGGACCACGCGGAGGAGGGCUGCGAGGACGGCCUGGAGGAGGCCGCGCUCCACGACAACAUGGCUCCAGGUGAAGACGGGUUCGAUCGAUUGAAGGUCCGAUCGAAAGCCUGCAGUUACUGUGGCAAAUCAUUCCGAUCGAGCUAUUACCUCACCGUUCACCUGAGGACUCACACGGGCGAGAAACCGUUCAAGUGUGCUUACUGCGACUACGCGGCGGCCCAGAAGACUUCCCUGAAAUACCACCUGGAUCGCCGUCACAAGGACAAACCUUCCGUCGACAUUCCCAGCAGGCCCGUGUCCUCAGUGCCCUCCCCCAGCGAUAGAAAGCAUGCGAAUGACAAUGAAAAUCCUGCUCCGAAUAGAUCCAAACUCUGGGCUCCCGGCACCAGAUCGUGCACCAACGAAGCACCGGAGGACAGAUUUGACAGCAAAGGUAACAAGCUCGGCAAACCCCUCGUACAGAUGAGCGCAGAGUAUAAGAAAGUAGUCGCCGCGCCUGACGAUGCAGCCGUAAAGUGUCCCAAACCCGUUAACCCGAAGACCGAAAGGGAGGAGAUGAAAUACGAGAACUCUGAGGGCCCAUUAAAUCUGUCCUUAAAAGUGUCCAUCUCCAUCCCCGCCAGCGCCGAACCCAGAGACGCGUUGGUCCCAAUGGGCUGUUCGCUUUGUGCGUAUAAAACCAUGUACCCAGAGGUUCUGAUCAUGCACAAAAAGCUCACCCACAAAGACAAGUCGGAGCCUCCACAAAUCGGCGCGUCGGGCAGUUUGAAAGAACGACGCCACACGGGCUGCCCCCCCGCCCUGGAAGGCAAAGACGUCAGCCCGCUUCCGCUGGUUGACCGGCGCCACCCCCGCCGCACCCAGUCCCCGCCCCCUCAACCUGCCAAGCCGCAAGAGAAGACGCCCGCUCGCCCCCCCCCGCCGCCGCCGCCGCCCCCGAAGCGCUCCCCGGUCCACGCGCCCGCGCAGAGGGCCGCGGACGAGACCCAGCGCUGCGUACACGGCGGCCCGGAGUCCUCCAGGUACACGGAGCUCGUGAUGAGGUCCACGGCGGGGAGCAAGUACGCCGUGGACCGGGCGGGCCCCCCCGCAGACAGAGUGGGAAUAGGCGAGAGGAGCUACCCGGCGAGGAGCGGCGUCAUUUGGCACUCGGACGCCGCCCGGCUGUGCCUGUCGAGCCGCUUCGGGAGCCUCCCCCAAAUCGAUUUCGGGGAGCCCUCCAGCAAGAGGCUGAAGUACGCGGCGCCCAAAGGCCGGGAAGCGGACGGCGGGGAGAAGCCCGGCUUCAGGGGGCCGGCGGGGAACGCGUCCAACAGGCUGCUGCUCUCGGGGAGGAGUCAGAAAGCGCCGCCGCAAAUGCCGAGCGCCUCCUCCACCGUCGCCGACGCCCUGGACGCUUUGAAGACGACGUCGGCGGCCAUCGGCGGAGGCUUGGACUCGGAGUGGAGCAUGAUGAACCUCCUGCGCUCCUACACCCCCAGCGACCUGGCGUCCCUCUAUCACGGCUCGCCGGCCAACCCGGGUCACGGAGGCCUGGCCGCCCCGAGAGCAGGGGGCAGAACAUUGCUGUACCAACACUUACCCCCCAUGUCCAGCCUUCAGAGGAGAGACCCGUCGGGCCCUUAUCCUAACCAGCGCCAGGGGACCACUGACAAAACUACAUAAAGGUUAAAACACAUUUCAUACGCAAUUUAGAGCUUCCUUCUUUUUUGGGGGGAGGAGGGGUUUCAAACCCUGAUUGAAAUAGUUUACCUGGUACUUGAUAUAAAUUUAUUCAGAUCCUAUUUGAAAAUAUAAAAGGUAUAUUUUUCUUCUCUCUAGAUGUGAACUGUGCUGCUCCCUUAUUUUGGAGAACUUCUUGGAGAAUUUGUUGACGAUUAAGAGAGGUUUCAUGCUCCAACUGUCUAUGUUCCCUUAAUUUAUCAUUUUUUUCAAUGGAGGGAAAUUGUGUUGCAUAGACAUUUCGUGGCUGAGGCCUUUAUACUUUUUUUUUUCUUCCUUAUUUUUGAAAUGAAAAAGUGCCGACCAUCUCUCUUGAAAAAGUUAAUGCACUGGUGUGCACUGUGAUAUUUGUUUCCACUCAGAACUGUUGCUUGAUCCAUAUUUGACCCACACUAACGUUCCGAUAUCUGUAAGUGUCUGUGACAUAGCGGUAAACUUUGCACGUGGCACAACGUAAAUGUAUCUGGAAGCGUUCAGUACAUAGAGAUUGUAUAAAGUACAAACUGUGCUAAUGAAUUGCUGCUUCAUUACCUUACCGUUUGUCUCCAGGCAGUAAUUAAGCACUAUUCACCACGCCCCCCUCCCUCUCAAAGGCACUGAAGGUUUACAAACGGGCCCCGGUAAGGAGUCCCGUGGACGUCGACGUGCUCUACCUCAUUUUGUGCCCUCGGCGCCGUCGUUUUUUUUGUAGAGCCGCUGCAGCCCUCGUGUCAGCCCGGUCCGCUCGUCCACUAGAGCGCCAGGUCCAGCGGUAAAGCUGGAGGGACAUGCGUGUUUUGGGUGUCUGGCACCACAUAGAACGCCGAACCCCGUGAGGUGCGGACCAGCUGCGGCCGAGUCCACAUGGACCUUCUGGUCCACGAUUAACGGGACCGUUGAGUCAUUUUGAAACACUUGGUCUUAAACGCAACGCUUUCCUGGGAGAUCCUUUCUUUUGGUUCUUUUUGAAAUCAUCUGCUUUAGUGGACCCUUAAAUCCAUAAGCUGUGACCAGUACCAAAUUUGACACGUUCUGUUUUGUGUAUUAAAUGCUCAUGCUGUAUUAUUUAGGCUGCACAUUUAGUCACUUUUAGUCACAGGAGGUUCGCCUUACUAUGCAGUCUUGAAAGUGUUAUUUGGUUCCAGGUGGUCCUGGACGGUCCCGGCUGGACAUCAAGUGGUCUUUGCGGAUUUUGCAUCGCUGUGUAGUUUGACAAAAAAAUAAAAAAUUACAGGAGCAGAUGAUGUUGAUUUAAGGCCUUGAUAGAUUACACACUGUGAACAAAGUCUCAGGGGAACUCAUUUAUGAGCGAUUUACUCUGUUGUGUAAUUUUGUGUUUUUUCCACUUUUGAAAAGGCUUGGGUUAAAUUAUUUUUUCUUUUUCUUUGGUUUGGUAUUCACAUUACUUGUGUACGUUAUGUAAAAAAUGAAAAAUAUUGUUUGAGAUUUGUAUGACACGUUUCAAUAAUAAAGUGAGGCGAAAAGCUGCGUGCUGUGUGACUGCCUGAUGUACUUUGCACAGGACACCGAUGUCGCUGCAAUGGAAGGAACUUGAAUAAAUCAACUGAAAUUGAUAAUGAUAUCUUGAUUGGACGAACCUGUCUU